Molecule: messenger RNA, 968 nt
Organism: Drosophila rhopaloa
Lineage: Eukaryota; Metazoa; Arthropoda; Insecta; Diptera; Drosophilidae
Exons: 4
Coding region: 343-927 (194 amino acids)
Source: RefSeq, a predicted model, not a curated record
AACACACCAUAGAACAAACAUGCAACACAUGCAACAUAUUUCCCUCAAUGGACUUUGGAUAUUUGCAGCAUAAGAAAAGCAGAAUGUCGAGAAAAUGAAAGUGAAAUGAAUGAAAUAAAACGACAACUAAAUGGAUAAUUGGCCCUAGUUCUACUUAGAGUCACAAAUUUUAGUUUAGUAGCUGUGAGCAGCUCGAGGCAAACGGUCGUGUCAAAAAAAAUUAAAUAUAAAAAAAACAAUAAGAAAGAAUUGAACGUAAAGAUAUCAAAGGACUCUUAAAUACAAUAAUCAAAAUAUAAAGGAUACCGAAAGAAAAAUUUAUUUAAUUAAACCGCGUUUAAAAUGAAGUAUUUUGAAUUUUUAAGUCUGUCAUCUGUGGGUCUCAGCAUAGCUUGUGGAGACUUAUUGGUAGCUCUUAGCAUACUUGGACCAUCAAGCUAUUACUUGUACUUCGAUUUCAUAAAAAUCGAAAACUGGGAUCAGGAUAGCGAAGUGGAAGCAUUAUCUCCCCUUGGAACCUUUUUUUCUACAUUAGUGAACUAUUUGUGGGUUCGAGAGUUUUCGCAGGUUUUCUACAUGACAGCAACGUUCAUAAUAUGGGUAAAGGCAUCGAUAAAUCUAAUGGUGGCUGGCCUUCUUAUCGAUGGCAUCAAGCAGAAACGGCUCGUAUGCAUUGCUCCCUGGUUGAUAAAUUCUUGCCUAUCCAUGGCCAUAGAAACGGGAAUUUUUGUGAGUCUAGAGCUUAGAAUUGAUGAAAUUGAUGCGGCUGUGGAUCGUCGGAUAGCAAGAAGUCUAAUCUUUUGCGUAUUUAUAGUUCUCAAUGCGCUAUUUUCAUAUGGUAUCUAUGCCGUCUACCGGAAGCUAAAGUCUGCGCCCAGCGAGAAUAUCGAAGUCAUUCCCCAAAGUCCCCACACAUUCAAUGCCUAAAACUAUUUGGAAUCCUAAUAGUCAUUUGUUGAUGAAUUUGU